Molecule: messenger RNA, 2137 nt
Organism: Hyla sarda
Lineage: Eukaryota; Metazoa; Chordata; Amphibia; Anura; Hylidae
Gene: HAPLN3
Product: hyaluronan and proteoglycan link protein 3
Exons: 5
Coding region: 172-1251 (359 amino acids)
Biological process (GO): cell adhesion
Molecular function (GO): hyaluronic acid binding
Source: RefSeq, a predicted model, not a curated record
CUUGGCUUCUGCUGACGUCCUGUGCUUCCCCUUUCCUAGUCAUUAAGACUGGAACCCAAACAUUUUACUACAGAGCUGCAGAGCCAGUCGCAUAGAAGGGUGCCUAGAACAUUCCCCUUGUUUCACCCAGAACUAGACUCUUCAUCUGAAGCACGGGCCUGUUGAUCCACCAUGCAGACAGGAAUAGCUGUCUUCCUCGUACUAGUUGGCACUUGUCACUGCCUUCCUUUUUAUAAUGGUUUCUUCUAUGACCAUAUCCUCAAUAACAAAUCUGGAAACGGCAAUGGAGACGUUAUUCAGUUCAAUGGUGUAAAACUUGUGGUUAAUACUCCAGAGGACGCCCUCUUUGCCUACCGCGGUGGUAACAUCACGCUGCCAUGCACAUACCACUAUGAACCAGAAAUACAAUCUCCAAGAAGACUCCGCAUCAAGUGGGCCAAGCUGCACAACGAUAACACCAAGGAGAAGGAUGUGCUGGUGGCUAUCGGUUUAAGGCACCGUAGUUUUGGGGAAUACAAAGGGCGAGUCCAUUUGCAUCAAAAUAAGCCCAAUGAGGUGUCUCUUGUUAUCACUGAUUUACGUCUGGAGGAUUAUGGGAAGUACAAGUGUGAAGUCAUUGAUGGACUUGAAGACGAAAGUGGAAUUGUAGAAUUGGAAUUGCGAGGUGUUGUCUACCCAUACCAGCCUCCUCAUGGAAGAUACCAGCUGAAUUUCCAUGAUGCCAAGAAAGCCUGUGAAUCUCAAGACUCCAUGAUAGCUUCAUUUGAGCAGAUGUUCAGAGCUUGGGAAGAAGGUUUGGAUUGGUGCAAUGCUGGCUGGUUAAUGGAUGGCACUGUCCAGUACCCUAUAACUUUACCCAGAGAACCUUGUGGUGGAAAGGAGACAGCUCCGGGAGUAAGGAGCUAUGGAGAGCGUCACAAACACUUGCACAGAUAUGAUGUCUUCUGCUUUUCUUCAGCACUGAAAGGUCGAGUUUACUACCUUGAACACCCAGACAAGUUGACAUUCCAAGAGGCCAGAGAUGCCUGCAUUCAAGAUGGUGCUCAGAUUGCCAAAGUCGGUCAGCUAUAUGCUGCAUGGAAAUUUGUGGACUUAGAUCGCUGUGAUGCCGGAUGGUUAGAUGAUGGAAGUAUCAGAUAUCCAAUCGCUUUCCCUCGUCCCAACUGUGGCCCACCAGAACCUGGUGUACGGAGCUUUGGUUUCCCAGGAAAACAUACAAAAUUUGGAGUUUUUUGCUAUAAGAUGAGUUAAAUGCUGCCACAAUCCCACCAGGGGCCUCUGAACAUUUACUUUAUGCAGCAUAUUCUCUUGUUCCACUAUAAAAAGGUGGAUGAACAGACAGAGAAUUCCUGCCUGAUGGACUUGUCUCACAGCAAAGACUGUUAUAGGAAACAGGAGCUAAAGGGCUACUAUCAAGUCAAUCGGCGUUGUCAUAUAGUCCUUUUAUUGUAUUUCUGUCAAAUUUAAGACUAUAUUUUUUCACAGUUGUCAUAUGGUAUUUGAUGUCUAAGGGUAUGUUCACACGUAUGCAGAUUUGAUGUGCAGGAUUUUCUGCUGCAGAUUUCAAUGUAAACUAAAUGACUGAGCACAGCCUCUAAUCUGCAGUUACAAAUCCUGCGCAUCAAAUCUGCGCAGGAUCCUGUAUGUGUGAACGUACCCUAACGGAGGUAAGAAUAAUACUAACUAUAGUAUUACUGUAACCGCUCAUUUCCUGAGAGCAAAUUAUAUAGGCUAAAUUAUAGCAAGAAUGUAUAUAGUGCAAGUCGAAGCAUUGGUGCAGAUUAAUAUCAUUAUUCCUUCUUAUUUGAUGAACUUUAUAUGGAGACUCGGAAGUCUUGUUGGCAGAGACAUUUGUAAAGUACAACACAUUUAUGUACUGUAUUGAAUUCACAUACAAAAAAAAUAGUUUACCUGCACAUAAUGAAAUUGGAGGGAAAAAUAGUCACUAUACAAAGGCAAGGGCUAUUUUUACAGAAAGUGUAUAUUUAUUUAAAAUAAGCAAAUAUUGAAAGCCUUUUUGUACAUGAAGGAGAAUAUAGAAAAAAUCCUGAAGCGUAUAUUUCUAGUACUGUUCAUCUUUUGUGCCUGUACGAAUUUAAAUAAUAAAAUCAUGAAGGUAUAUGUUUUUAUUCUUCUG